GAUUCACAACCCUGGUACAUUUUAAGCUGUCAGCCAUCAAAGGACACGUCCAAGCUAUUUGGUGACAGUAACUAUGCCGAGCGACUCUACAACACAUGCCAGUCAAGGCCAGAAGUCGAAGAAGAACAAGAAGAACAAGAAUGCGGCAAGGACAAACGCACAAGACGUUGGCCGGAUCCAGCCAGACAAACCGGAUGAUUCGGGGGCAGAAGACCAAGAUGCGUCUCUUGAACCAGAGGGCGAUGGCGUGAACGGCGCACCCAAAGACCAGCCCAUUGAACAAGACGAAAAAACGAAAGCCGUCGAUGAUACCUCUGCCGAUCACGCACCCGUCAGCGAAGGAGUCGAGAAGGUUAGUCUCGAUAGUCUGCAAUCGAAAGAUCGGUUCGAUGCACUGGUACGGGAUCGCGAUUCCUUACGGGCAGAAGUCGCAGAUAUGCGGCGAUCGCUCGAGGAGAUACAAUCAAAGCAUCAUGCAGACAUGGAAGUUUUACAUGAAAAACUUGGCGAUGCAGAAACCAAGAAAGAGCAUGCAGAAACCCAGUUUCAGAAGCUGCUGGAAAGAGUGAAUACAAUCAAAACCCAACUUGGCCAGAGAUUAAAAGAAGACGCAGAAGAGAUAGCCCAAGCAAAUACCCGGAUCGAAGAACUGGAACGGCAGAAUACAAGUUUAAAAGCGCAAGUCGAUUCGAAGACCUCAGAAGUAGCAGAUUUGUCCAAGGAAGUUGAGCACAGAUCUAGAGAGCUUUCCACACUGCGCGAUCGAACAACUCUGUCACAACAAAACUGGCUCAAAGAGAAAGAUGAACUUCUGGAGCAGGAGAGCUACCUCCAGUCGGAGUUCGAACAAGCAAAAGAGGCAAUGCAUAAUUGGGAAAUUCUCGCCAUGGAAGAGCGAUCUAUCAGGGAGAAUUUAGGAGAGAAAGUGAUAGAUCUUGAGGAGCAGCUUUCGGCUUUGAAAAACGCUUACGAGAAGACUAUCGCCGAACGCGAUGGCCAAGCGGCAUCUGUGGAUGGUUUACAACGUGCCCUUCAGGAAAUACAAACAGCCCGCAAACAAGAGUUACGAGAACUCGUAGAGAGCUCAGACGCUCAACUUGAGGAACUUAGACAAUCCCUUCGAGAUGCUGAAAAGAAAUCUUCCGAGGCUGGAAGCGCUCUUCAAGCCGCGCAGGAUGAGCUCGAGAGGGUACGGCCGUUUGAGAAAGAAGUCAAAGAGAAGAACCUCCUUAUUGGCAAACUUAGACAUGAGGCAGUGACUCUGAAUGAUCAUCUGACAAAAGCCUUGAGGUUUCUCAAGAAAGGAAAGGCAGAGGAUAAUGUUGAUCGCCAUAUCGUCACCAAUCACUUUCUACAUUUCCUUGCUCUUGAUCGAUCAGAUCCGAAGAAGUUCCAGAUUUUGCAGCUCAUUGCAGCGCUUUUGGGUUGGACAGAGGUGCAGAAAUACCGCCCGGUCGUCAUCUCCGGCCCGUCUGGAACCGGGAAGUCGACUUUGCUUAAGCGUCUUUUCGCAGAGUUCCCCGAUACGUUUGGAUUUUCUAUUUCCCACACAACUCGCUCUCCCAGACCCGGCGAGCAGGAUGGACGCGAGUAUUACUUCACAAACAAGGAAGCAUUCCUUAAUCUGGUGGCAGAAAAGGGAUUCAUCGAGUUUGCUCAAUUCGGCGACAACCUAUAUGGCACGAGCGUGCAAGCCGUGAAAAAUAUCGCGGAGAAGGAGAGAAUUUGCAUACUUGACAUUGAGAUGGAGGGUGUCAAGCAGGUCAAAACUACGGACCUCAAUGCCCGAUUUUUAUUCCUUGCGCCCCCGUCGCUAGAGGAGCUGGAGGCGAGACUCCGUGGAAGAGGAACCGAAACCGAAGAUCAGUUGGCAAAGCGGCUCGCUCAGGCAAAGAAUGAGCUGGAAUACGCUAGACAGCCCGGCGCCCAUGACAAGACUGUCGUCAACGACGACCUAGACACGGCUUAUGCCGAGCUAAGGGAUUGGAUUGUCGAUGGUGGAAAGUUCGGAUCACAGCAAUGAUCACAUAUAUUAUCUUCAAUAAACGAUUUGCUGAUGGCAAAAUCAGCUGUUUUCGGCGCUACAUUCUUGAAAAGCAUCGGUGACUGUACAUACUAAUAGUACUCAUAUCGUCUUCAUAGAGGUCGCAGUUUAAAAUGUGAUAUCUUGGUCUCUUGCACAUUCAAGUAGAUAGAUAUUGGCGGACUUUGGGUCAUAUGUUUGAGAACGUCUGCCAUAUGUCGGGUGGAACGGUUGGGGUUCUAUUGUUGGUAUCUAUGUCGAAGCCAAUAGAUAUUCGUCGGUUGAAG
Molecule: messenger RNA, 2310 nt
Organism: Penicilliopsis zonata CBS 506.65
Lineage: Eukaryota; Fungi; Ascomycota; Eurotiomycetes; Eurotiales; Aspergillaceae
Exons: 11
Coding region: 74-2023 (649 amino acids)
Biological process (GO): purine nucleotide metabolic process
Cellular component (GO): cytosol
Molecular function (GO): GMP kinase activity
Source: RefSeq, a predicted model, not a curated record